ACAGUUAAUGAAAAGUCUUUGGCUGAAUAACAAGAAAGAACAGAAUCAAAAUCAACUAAGAGAAAAAUAUAAAAAAAUGGGAAAGGAAGCAGAGAAGGUGAGGAAACCUAGGCUUCUAUGCCUCCAUGGAUUUCGAACAAGCGGAGAAAUUCUCAAGAAGCAGGUCCACAAGUGGCCUGAAUCAGUUGUUCAAAAGCUCGAUCUGGUUUUCCUAGACGCGCCUUAUCCUGCCCAAGGCAAAUCGGACGUUGAAGGGAUCUUUGAACCUCCUUAUUACGAAUGGUUCCAGUUCAAUAAGGAAUUUACGGAGUACACGAAUUUUGACGAGUGUCUUGCUUACAUCGAGGAUUUCAUGAUUAAGCACGGACCAUUUGAUGGUCUCUUGGGUUUCUCUCAGGGGGCAAUAUUAUCGGCGGGCCUGCCGGGGCUGCAAGCCAAAGGUGUGGCUCUAACGAAGGUACCAAAAAUAAAGUUCCUUAUAAUAAUCGGAGGGGCUAAGUUUAAAGCAACAUCUGUGGCCGAGAAGGCUUAUGGUUCUCCAAUUCAGUGCCCAUCCCUCCACUUUUUAGGAGAGAUGGACUUCUUGAAGCCAUAUGGAUUGGAGCUCUUAGAAUCAUGCGUAGACAGUGUUGUGGUUAAGCAUCCAAAGGGCCAUACCAUACCAAGACUGGAUGAACAAGGCCUGGAAACCACUACGAGCUUCAUUGAGAAGAUUGAAAAUAUGUUGGCCAAGACAGAAAGUACUGAUAGUCUUAUAGUGUAGUCUGAUAUUGAUAGGCAUCAGAAAGAAUUCACUUUGUUGUAGUUGAUCUAUUUACAUUACCUUGUAACAAUUUAUACUUCCUACAUUGAAAUGUUAUUUUACUAUUCAUUUGAACAUUUUUUUUAAAACAUCCUAAAUGUUAUUUUCGUUGAA
This is a messenger RNA of Manihot esculenta (cassava), 916 nucleotides long. Its product is annotated as esterase FUS5. The transcript has 6 exons. The record is from RefSeq and is a predicted model, not a curated record. The coding region runs from base 8 to 763 and encodes 251 amino acids. Lineage: Eukaryota; Viridiplantae; Streptophyta; Magnoliopsida; Malpighiales; Euphorbiaceae.